Molecule: messenger RNA, 1211 nt
Organism: Cladocopium goreaui
Lineage: Eukaryota; Dinophyceae; Suessiales; Symbiodiniaceae
Source: the annotation of a GenBank genome assembly
UUCAAACCCUGAUGACAAAGAGAAGUGCAAAGUUCACUGAUGCCGCCGCGAAAGACUAGCUGAUGGCCGUUGACCAGGACACAGAGCCGACAGCCUACCUGGACAGCCUUCCACGUGCUGGUUUGGAGGAUGAUACCGAUUCCGAUGAGGCAUCGGGCACAGAGACUGAAGAUGAUCAAGAUUUGGCCAAUGGCGCAUCUGACUGUGCAGACUUGCAAGACAAAGUCAACUCGCUGAUUCGUCAGAUUUGUGGAGACCCUGUGGAGCGGUCCAAUGAAGUGCGCACAGAACCUCAGGGGGCUGAUGCAGGUGAUCAGGCGAUCCUGGAAGGCGCUGACCGUGCCGGCCCAGGCAACCACGAGAUGAGCGACCGGCCUCGACAGGUUCCACAGAUUCCGCCAUAUUGGCCGAUCCCUUUGUUGCCCUCAUCUAAGAUCAACUCAGAACUUCAAAAUGUGGUGAACGCCAGCAAUUUCCAACCCGCUGACUUCUUCACUCUGGCCAGCUACCUUCUACAGCAACGCCUUCGCAGGCUCCUGCGCAGCGAUGAUGUGGUCAUUCAUCAUCAUUGCGGCCAAUGGGUCAUGAGAGUCAAUGAGCUCCAGAUGGAACUGACGGUGCAUGCGGACAAUGAGAACAUGGCGAAGCAACUCCUCUACGCUAUGUUGGCCUUGCGUUUGAAGCUUGGCGGGGAGGAGAGGACAGUUAGCAGUGGCAAAAAGAAGAGAGACAAGCAUGCGGCCGUUGGUAACCCCAAAAAGAAAGAGGGCAACAGCACUUCUGCUGGCAAGGAUGCGACGAAAAAGUUGGUUGAUGACAUGAUACGUGCUUUGGAGUCGGACAUUGCCUCGCGCCCUUAUAGCAUCGGCUCUCUUGCAGCAGUCGCUGCGAACAAUGACAGCAGCAAAACGCCUUUUGGGGUCCGCUUCAGAUGGCUCCACAGAGGCAAAUUCAAAUCAUGGGUGGAAAAGAACAUCCCAGGAAUAACUAUCCACAAGGAUAAUACUUUGAGCUACUCCAGAUCAAGCGAGUCAUACCGCACAAAGAAGAAAUCUCGUCGCUGAAGACUUGCGGUAUUUGGCUGAGGAACUGACUCAAAGUGGUGUUGACAGCCUUAGCUAAGCUAAAGGGCAAAGCCAACCAGGGUCGCAGCUGGGGAAAAUGACAGGGCUAUGAAACAGGGUCACAGAAUGUCACAAGCAUCAUCCUGG